Molecule: messenger RNA, 2709 nt
Organism: Cladophialophora yegresii CBS 114405
Lineage: Eukaryota; Fungi; Ascomycota; Eurotiomycetes; Chaetothyriales; Herpotrichiellaceae
Exons: 2
Coding region: 1-2709 (902 amino acids)
Source: RefSeq, a predicted model, not a curated record
AUGCCUCGAAAACGCUCCCCGCGUGAACCAACAACCGAAUUCCAUAUGAGGACCAGAAAUCGGAGCAUCAAGACUACGCCAGAACCAUCAAACUCAUCUUUGGAGGACUCUUCAUUGUCAGAACUAGGGACGCCACCAGAUACUCCUCCGAGUAUUCUGAGCUCCGCAACCCGCAAGCGAAAACGGUCAAGCUCAAGCUCCGGUGAUCCUGAGACACCUUCGGAGUCGACACAGCCAAGACGAAGAAAUACUGCGGUCGUAGCUGUGCCAGACCCGAUCAAAUCACGAAAACGCAGACGAAGACCGCCCGUAUCUGGACUCAGCGACACUUCGAGCACGUCCAAGACAGACCGUUCUUCCCCAGCCACCCAGUCAUCAAUCACUCCGCCUGAUUCUGCCAAAUCAUCAAGACGCAAUUCGGCUGCGACACGAUCUGACAGUGCUGAUGCUCUUCCAGAAACUGAAGUACAGGCACAGAUUCAAGCAGCAUCCACCGUCAGAGAAUCCUCCACGGCAUUGAGACGUAGCGCGCGCCACAUAAAGCCAAGCAUUCUUCAAGGACCCCUUGCAGUGGAUGCUCCUCCAAAUGAGCCUUCAUCAUCAACUGCUGAGGCACCGUCCGAAAAUGCGCGGAAGCGCAAACCUAGUGGUGCAGCAUCAGAUGCUUCGGAGACGGUUCCUAAGCGUAGGCGAACUCUACGGACCGCCAAGCAAGCAACCACCCAAAAGUCCUCCAACUGUUGGGACAAGGAGAAAGAGAUUUGGCCUGAAUUUGACCGAAACAACGUGAUCUACUAUGCUAAUGAUGGCACCACUCAAUAUCACCCUGCAGAGGGAGAUGAGACGCCAGAAUCCCGCUCGCCGAAAAAGCCAACAAGGGGCGGUGCCCGCACUGGUCGUGGAGGCGGCCACUCCAACGGUGGUGGACGCAAAGGCAAGCCAAAAGGCCGAGGGGGACGUGGAGGGAGUCCAGAUCCGCCAGAGCGAAGGCAGCCGCUCUCUCAGGAAGAGAAGGCGAUGAUCUCCAUUCUCAAGGCCAGGCAGCAGGAAUUGAAACGGUUCUUCAGCGUCGUGGGCGCUCAACAGUUUGACAUACUCGAACAACUGGCCAAUCGCGAUCUCAACAGAAUGGCCAAGAAGUCGAACGCCCACAAGAAAGUACCCGAGUACGCGAUGAUCGUCGAAGAACUUGAGGCCGCCAAACAGGAUGCCGAAGAUCUCGUCAGGAAGAGAUAUGACAUCCAACUCGAGGCCGAAAUGCGACGAUUAGAGGCAGAAAAGGAGGUCAUCGAACAACAGUGGAAGAAUCGCCGAGCAGCGGCCCGCAAAGAACACCUCGCCGCGGCGGAAGGAGACAUCAUCCUCUUCGAGCGAGCCUACCGUGCCGCUCACGACGACACGCACACUGAAUCCGGCUCCGACAUGAUGGAGUACUUUCCACACUAUCACGAACUACCAGAACCAGAUACCCAACCGCGUGGAUACACAUCCAGCAGAAUCAAAGACGAGAAGCCGUUUAAGCGACAGCUCGGAGAAUCCUAUGACGAACAAGCUCGCCAACAAGUGCUCAACGAGGACGUUAUUGGCCCCUUGUUGAAGCAGAUUGAACAAAGAAACAAAGAAUGGAGAGCCGAGCAACUGUCUCACAAGUCUCGAUCCAUCGACGCUCUUACCGAAGAGGCGGCAAAGGAGCUGGCAAAGAUCGGUGGUUAUCUUGUUCCACGGCCCAUGGACAUGGCGGAAGCUAACAGCUUCGCCUUGUCCGCACUGGCAGACGUGUCCGAGUGGGUGGCGCAGCAAUACCCCCAGAAGCAGUACAUCUACGUCCCACUUGCGAAAGGCGAAGCUUUCCCAGUUCAAGGCUUGGACUUCUCCCCUCUUCCCGGUCAAGCCCCGCCACCGCCGCGUCCGCAACAAGCUUACCAGCAGGUCAUCCGGACAAAUUCGCGGCCACGUGGCCGUCGACUCAAAUAUCCUCCACUGACUUACGAGCAGGCGGUGAGCGCUACCACUUCCUCCCCUGGACUCCCACCUCUACAACCCCAGCAUCAUACCCAACCUCAAGGAGUACACUUUCCGCCGCCUACUACUACCGCACCACUCGCAGGUCCACUGGUGUUUGAAGCCCCACGCAUCAUCUCCAGCGGUCCAGGCCAACCCAUUGCCCCUGCUCCGCCGAAAGCCGCACCUGCUGCUGGUCGUCCAAGUGUCGACAUCUUCCGCCAUAAUACCCGAUACCCACCACCCCCACCUCCGCCUUCACACACCUCCCAUGCGCGGCAAAAUUCAUUGACCAUUGCAUCGUCGCCGCCGCAGCAGUCCCAGCCACAAUAUCAACCUCAGCCCCAGCCUCAGCAGUACAUAUUCCAGACACCACAACAACCAUUCCAGCAUCAAGCCGCGCCGCCACCGACUCAAACACAACAGUAUGGUCCCCCAGCCAGUACGGCUCCAGUCGCUGUGAUCACCGCCUCAGGCCCGAGUUCAAGCCCAGCUGGGCUAAAUGCCACCAGUCCGUCAGGGCCUAUAGCCGGCCAACAGACGAAGAUGCCCAUGACCUUUGUGAAUCAGACCAUAGAAAGCAGGACCGCUGCCGCCGCGGGUCAAGCAAGCACCGGCCCCGGCAACGGGAAUGGUCACGGGAACGGUGCGAAUGCAGCUGGAAAUGACAAGGGGAGUGGGAGACGUGUCUUGCUGCCAAAGUUCUAG